AUGCUCGCACCCGUUUUGCCACAAACGGGUUCACGCAACGAGGACACCUUAACGACCAAGCAAGAAGAAAUUGCGCCUCUCAGUAAAGGAACAGCCGACGAUGUAUGUCCACCUACCUCGCAUUCCGCACCCAGUGCGACUCCGCAACCCCCAGAUCAGCUUCCUUCUGUUCAACUCGGGGUCCUCGCCGAGAGACUAGCAAAAACAGAGCAUGACCUCAACGAGGAGAUGCGGACACACCAACAGACAAAAUUGGACUUGAAACAGAAACAUCAGGACGCAGUCGAGUUCCGCCGAUCUUGGCUGGACACGGUCAAUGAACUGAACCGAUAUCUGCGUCUGGGUCACGGUCACAACCAACUGACUGAUGAUGACUUGAUACGGCGUGUAACUCAUCUACGGCAAAAGAUAACAACAUUUUCAGCGCAGCACUUCAGCGACGAGCUUCAUGACCCCAAGGCUACGAAAACUGGGCAUGGCCUCUUCAAGGACCACAUGGCAAUAUCGCAGACUGAAUAUGAAGGUUAUAUGCGUUCCGCCAGCCUGCGCGUGAACUUGAUUCAGGCUUUUCUAUGGGCUUUCUUCAGAGACGAGAUAUUUGACCGGCUCUACGAGGAAUCGAAUGACUUUGUUCCGGAUGCACGACAAAGGUGUAGCAUGUGGCGAGCAAACACAUGCAACCUGGUGCUCGACACUAUGAGCUUGCAAGGAGACAAAGCUCACGACUAUCAACAGAAAUGGGUGGAAAGGAUGGUUCAAACUAUCAUCAAGCGCCUAGCCCCAUUCUCUCUAUCCAAACCGGCCACGAUAACAGACAAAUUGCAGGACUUAUUUGAGCUGAGUCUAGAGCUGGACCAAGAAAUUCACAGGCAAGUCGCCAUGGUCACCUGGGACUUUGGUGCGCAACUACCCAGCCCAUUCGACCCGACAUAUAUGAUACUCGAAGCUGGAUCUCAGCAAAAUGACAAUGAGCUGGUCGCGACGCUGGCACUCGCACCAGGUCUCUACAGGCGUGGCCGAGCGUCAGGGGACCGGUUUGAUGAGAUAACUACACUCCUAAACAUGGUGGUCUCUUGUGAGCGUCCAGUGUGCAGUGUAUCCAAUGGCCGACCCCGCGCAGGUACAGGGAUUAAGCAGAUAAUUCAAACCUGGUAUAGUUAG
Molecule: messenger RNA, 1161 nt
Organism: Penicillium samsonianum
Lineage: Eukaryota; Fungi; Ascomycota; Eurotiomycetes; Eurotiales; Aspergillaceae
Exons: 2
Coding region: 1-1161 (386 amino acids)
Source: RefSeq, a predicted model, not a curated record